GCGGGAAAGUUUAGGGGGCCGCUCGAGGCCGGAGGCGGGCGGGCCGAGGAGGGAGCGUCGCCGGCCUCCGCCUCGGACCCCUCGCCUCCUCCAGCCGGGGCAGGGAGGGCGGAGGAGGAGAGGCGACCGACGAGGAAGGAGAAGUUCGGGGAGGGGGGCGCGGCCAGCGGGACCAGGGGCGUCCCCGCCUCGGCCCCACCGGGCAGGACCGGCCCUCGGGCCCCCUCACGAAGCCUCGUCCCGGCCUCUCCCGCUCUCCCCGGCGGCGCUCGAUCCUGCGGGGAAAAACCCGCCUCGACUCCCCGCUUCUUCCCGCAGACGCUCCUCGAAAAACUCCCCGACCUGCGAGACGACCCCGGCGUCGGGACUGGGGGGGGGGGAGGGUGGUCUCCCACCCCCUCGACCAACAACUUUUCCGGCCAGAUUUUUUUUCAGAAAGCACCAACUGGAAGGGAGGAAAAAAAAAAAAGAGAGCCGCCUGGAAGCUGCCGUCCAGUCGAAGGAACUUCCUCCGCGGGAGUUGUGUUGACAUUCCUCUGCGAGAGUUGUGUUAAAACACUUUAUUUGGGACUUGGGGGGGGGGGGGCGUCUGUGAAAAGGGGUUGUUUUUUAUUUUCCUAAAGAUGCCUGUCAGGAAACAAGAUACACAACGAGCUCUGCUCCUCCUGGAGGAAUACCGGUCCAAACUGAGCCAAACAGAGGACAGGCAGCUCAGAAAUUCAAUAGAGCGUGUCAUCAAUAUCUUCCAGAGCAAUCUCUUCCAGGCUUUAAUAGAUAUUCAAGAAUUUUAUGAAGUGACCUUAUUGGAUAAUCCGAAAUGUAUUGACCAUUCAAAGCCAUCUGAACCACUUGAACCUGUGAAUACCUGGGACUUUUCCAGCCUUCCAAGCACUACAGUAACUUCAGAUACACUGCCGAGCAGCCUUAGCCCUGGUCUGGAGAAAUACAAAUACCAGGAUGAAGAUACACCACCCCAGGAACAUAGCUCCCCACACAUUUCCAAUGAGGUUACAGGUCCUGAACUGGUUCACAUCUCUGAGAAGAACCUGUCAGAAAUCGAAAAUGUCCAUGGAUUUGUUUCACACUCUCAUAUUUCACCGUUGAAGGCAAAUCCUCCUCCAGUUUUGGUGAAUACUGACAGUUUGGAGACUCCAGCAUAUGUCAAUGGCACCGACGCAGAUUAUGAAUAUGAAGAAAUCACCCUUGAACGGGGAAAUUCAGGGCUCGGUUUUAGCAUUGCAGGAGGUACAGACAACCCACACAUCGGAGAUGAUUCAAGUAUUUUCAUUACAAAAAUCAUUGCCGGCGGAGCAGCCGCACAGGAUGGAAGAUUACGGGUUAAUGAUUGUAUAUUACGAGUAAAUGAAGUUGAUGUCCGGGAUGUAACACAUAGCAAAGCAGUUGAAGCUUUGAAAGAAGCAGGCUCUAUUGUGCGGUUGUACGUCAAAAGACGGAAACCAGUCACAGAAAAGAUAAUGGAGAUAAAGCUUGUAAAAGGUCCUAAAGGACUUGGAUUCAGUAUAGCUGGAGGAGUUGGAAAUCAGCAUAUUCCUGGGGAUAAUAGCAUCUAUGUGACCAAAAUUAUUGAAGGGGGUGCAGCACAUAAAGAUGGCAAACUGCAGAUUGGAGACAAACUUCUAGCCGUUAACAGCGUCUGCUUAGAAGAAGUUACUCAUGAAGAAGCAGUAACUGCUUUAAAAAACACAUCUGACUUUGUUUAUCUGAAAGUGGCUAAGCCCACAACCAUGUACAUGAAUGAUAGUUAUGCCCCACCAGAUAUCACCAAUUCUUAUUCUCAGCCUGUGGAUAACCAUGUCAGUCCAUCUACGUACCUGGGGCAAACACCAACGUCACCAUCCAGAUAUUCCCCAGUUUCCAAAGGGAUGCUUGGCGAUGAUGAAAUUACAAGGGAACCUCGAAAAGUUGUCCUUCACCGUGGAUCGACGGGCCUUGGUUUUAACAUCGUAGGAGGAGAAGAUGGAGAAGGGAUUUUUAUUUCUUUUAUCCUAGCUGGAGGCCCAGCUGAUCUCAGCGGAGAGCUAAGGAAAGGAGAUCGAAUUAUAUCGGUAAAUAGCGUUGACCUGAGAACCGCCACGCAUGAACAAGCAGCAGCGGCUUUAAAGAAUGCAGGCCAAGCAGUCACCAUCGUUGCGCAGUAUCGUCCUGAAGAAUACAGUCGGUUUGAAGCAAAAAUACAUGAUUUACGAGAGCAGAUGAUGAACAGUAGCAUCAGUUCAGGAUCAGGAUCUCUACGAACUAGCCAGAAGCGAUCUCUCUAUGUCAGAGCACUUUUCGAUUAUGACAAGACUAAAGACAGCGGCCUUCCCAGUCAGGGUUUGAACUUUAGAUUCGGGGACAUCCUUCAUGUCAUCAAUGCUUCUGACGAUGAAUGGUGGCAAGCCAGGCAGGUUACGCCAGAUGGUGAAAGUGAUGAAGUUGGAGUCAUUCCAAGCAAGCGCAGGGUUGAGAAGAAAGAACGAGCACGAUUAAAAACGGUGAAAUUCAAUUCCAAAACAAGAGGAGAUAAAGGGCAGUCAUUCAAUGACAAGCGUAAAAAGAACCUCUUUUCCCGAAAAUUUCCCUUCUACAAGAACAAGGACCAGAGUGAGCAGGAAACCAGUGAUGUUGACCAGCAUAUAACUUCUAAUGCCAGCGAUAGUGAAAGUAGUUACCGUGGUCAAGAAGAAUAUGUCUUGUCUUAUGAACCUGUGAAUCAGCAAGAAGUUAGUUAUACUCGACCAGUGAUCAUCUUGGGACCCAUGAAAGACCGAAUAAAUGACGAUCUGAUUUCAGAGUUCCCAGACAAAUUUGGUUCAUGUGUUCCACACACAACUAGACCAAAACGAGAUUAUGAGGUAGAUGGACGAGAUUAUCAUUUUGUCACCUCCCGCGAGCAGAUGGAGAAAGAUAUCCAGGAUCACAAGUUCAUAGAAGCCGGCCAGUACAACAAUCAUCUCUAUGGGACAAGCGUUCAGUCUGUGCGAGAAGUAGCAGAAAAGGGUAAACAUUGCAUUCUCGACGUGUCCGGGAAUGCCAUCAAGAGGUUGCAGAUUGCCCAGCUGUAUCCAAUCUCCGUUUUUAUUAAACCGAAAUCAGUGGAAAACAUUAUGGAAAUGAAUAAACGUCUACAAGAGGAACAAGCCAGGAAGACAUUUGAAAGAGCCAUGAAACUGGAACAAGAAUUUACUGAGCAUUUCACAGCUAUUGUACAGGGCGACACGCUGGAAGAAAUCUACAACCAAGUGAAGCAGAUCAUAGAAGAACAAUCCGGCUCUUACAUCUGGGUCCCAGCGAAGGAGAAGUUAUGAGGACGGACACCAUUUUUUCUCUACUUUUCCCAAUGCCAUUUACUUUGUUUGGUACCUCUUUGCUCCCUUACCCCUGGGGUCUGCCUUCAGUUCACACAUCAAGUUGGGUCACCCAUCCGUCACGUUCUGCAGUUCCUCUCAUCUUUAGCAUCUGGUAUCCCUUUCAGUUCAAUCGUUUCUGUCAUCGUGCAUCACCGUUGGUUUGUUGCCAUUUUUCCAAAAUGAAGGUGGAAUGGCCUGGCCAGCUAUUAAGGGUAUAGGGGGGUGGGGGGGAAUUGUGGAAAAUUCCUUAAUGUUUAAGGGAAAGUAACUUUCAGAGAUUUCCAGAAAAGCUUUAUAUACCUUCUUUUAAAAUUUCAUAACAAAAGUGGUCUUAUUCAGUUAUUUAGUAAUUUAUGAGCAACUUUGCACGCUUAACUUUAAUAGCAUGGUUUGGCCAACAUAGAGUUCCGGUUUUCGUUUUUGUUUUUCCUGAAUUCUCUUGUCACAUCAAAUAUGUUUCGUUACAGGCAGUGAAGGAAAAUCUUUAGUUUUUUAUUUCAAAAUUAACAUCUGGAUUAACAUUCAUAAUUUCAUGAGGGAUAUUCAUUUUCAUAAGGAUUAUUCUUAUAGUCUAUUUUUUCAUAUUUUUUGCCAACACAGUUGGCUAGGAAUAAUGAUAUUAAAUGUUUUUAAUCCUGCUCAUGCAGCACUAUUUACAAUGUCUUACAAAGUUGUUUAUAGAUAAUCAUCACAUUUUCUGAAUUGAGACCAUAUUUAGGUGCUAAGGGAACUCACCUUUUACACAUAAGGAUAACAAAAUUUCAUAGGCAAAAAAGACAAAACAGACAUCACAGUAGUGAUGCAGUGAUCAUUAUGGCAAUGGAAGAUGAGUGUGAUUCAUAGCCUGAAACUCAAAGUGUAUUCUUAGGGGUCAGAUUUUAAUGAAUAUUUUACCCACAAUAACUGCCUAUUUUGUUAUAAUAAGAUAUAUAUUAAACUUUCUUUAACUAAACUCUGUAACUAUGGGAAUUAUUUUCUUUACAUAGUUGCGCACACACACACACACACACAUAUAUAUAUAUGCAUAUAUAUAUAUAAAAUAUAUAUUUUUCUUUUACCACCUACUCCUAACUUUUUUGUUUCGUUUUGAGAAUAAAUAUAAAUUAGAAUUUAUCUUAAUCAUGUGAAAUGCAAAGUGGGGUCUGGUGACUGGGUAAAAACCAUCUGGGGCAAAUGGAUUGCAAGAAAAUGUAUGGGCAGGUUCUCCUCUUUUCCGCAAAUAGUUUCAAAACGUUUUCUUUUGUCCCCUUCCUUGCCCUCAUUCUCUUCUCCCUAUAUCAGUAGACCGAUCAGGGGCAAAAAUCCAUUUUUGUGUAUAUUUUCACCUCUAGACUGUAUAUGUGUCAUAUCUUAGGUGCUCUGCACUGGAGUUGCACAGGUCUGGUGCUGAGCUGUUCAAAGCAGUUGAGCAAAAUAUAGAACUGUCUUCAGGCAUACAUUUCUCCGAUCCUAAUAUUGUUGGUAUUUUGCCCAUUGCUUAUUUGGAAUUGAUUGUUUAUUAAAGACAUGUUUCGACGGCCUCCUCGUAACUGUUUAUAAACCAAAUCAACGCUGGUUUAUAAAGGAUUGUCCAAUGUUAUCCAUUCCAUUUGUCAGAAAGGGGAGAACAGCUAAUAAACUUUAUUGUAUGACA
This is a messenger RNA of Ornithorhynchus anatinus (platypus), 4983 nucleotides long. RefSeq names its product discs large MAGUK scaffold protein 1 (gene DLG1). The coding region runs from base 624 to 3308 and encodes 894 amino acids. Gene Ontology annotation, molecular function: kinase binding. NCBI's taxonomy places the organism in Eukaryota, Metazoa, Chordata, Mammalia, Monotremata, Ornithorhynchidae. Gene Ontology annotation, biological process: chemical synaptic transmission; neurotransmitter receptor localization to postsynaptic specialization membrane. Gene Ontology annotation, cellular component: postsynaptic density membrane; neuron projection; neuromuscular junction. The record is from RefSeq and is a predicted model, not a curated record. The transcript has 24 exons.